AUGACGAAGCAAGAUGAAACUUCCUUACCGGGCGAUGCGGGAGUCGAAGCCGGUACAGAGGCCAUUGACUAUGACGAUCCACAGAAUUGGUCCAAGUCAAGAACAAUCUUGUCGGUCGUGAUAUUUUCCUUUUUGGCCAGUGUGUCUCCCUUGGCAUCGACAAUCACAGCACCAGCGCUUCCGGUCAUCGGAAAAGAUCUAGCCAUUUCUUCUAGGCCAGUGCUUCAAUUCACUCUAUCUAUAUAUGCCUUGGGCUAUGCUUUCGGGCCGCUCGUGCUGGCACCCAUGUCCGAGGUCUACGGCCGGGUAUGGGUUGCCCAGCUGAGCGGGCUCUGGUUCUUAGUCUUCAACCUGGCCUGUGCAUUCGUUCAUUCCGGAGGCGCACUUCUGGCUCUGCGCUUCCUAGCUGGCCUAGGCAGCUCCACUACCCUCAGCGUAGGGUCCGGUGUCCUGGCAGAUUGCUAUAGGCCAAAGAACAUGGGGUCCGCUGUCGCAAUCUACAGCCUUAUGCCAGUUGUGAGUCCCAUCAUGGGACCGAUCAUAGGUGGAUUUGUGUCGCAGAACACCUCAUGGCGAUGGAUUUUCGUGGCCGUAUCCGCUUGGGAUGCAAUCAUCCAGAUCGUGGCAUUGUUCUUCCUGAAUGAAACCUAUGCGCCAGUCAUCCGAGCCCGCAAGCUCCAUGGCACAUGGUUCGCAAAGCCAGCAAUUGAAGGCUCCCAGUUCCGCGAGAAUCUCAGACGUGCCGGUCGCAGCGUGCGUUUACUCGCAACGAAACCUCUGAUUCAAGUCCUUGCUCUCCACCUGGGCUUUCUCAAUGGAGUUUCAUACAUUAUGAGCUCGACCUUCCCACUCGUCUGGUCAGAGGUAUACCACUGGAGUGUGGAGAUGGGCUCGCUCAACUACAUUGCUCUGGGACUCGGUGCUAUACUUGGUGCACAGGUGUGUACACGGGUGAACGACCGCGUCUACGCCAUGCUUUCUGCCCGCAACAACGGCGUUGGAUCACCGGACUAUCGCCUCCCGACUAUGCUGGCGGGCACACUCAUUGCACCAUGCGGACUUCUUUGGUAUGGAUGGUCGGCCGAAGAGAAAGUGCAUUGGAUUAUGCCCGAUAUUGGUGGUCCGAUCUACAAUGCCGGCUUCAUGACUGCCUAUAUCAAUGUACGAAUCUACGUUAUCGAGUUCUAUGGAGCGUCGACUGCAGCGUCUGCCGUUGCUGCAGUAUCUUUGUUGCAGUACUUGUUUGGCGGCCUCUUUCCGCUGUUUGGUUCGGAUAUUCUUCAUUCUAUCGGAUUUGGUCGUACGAAUAGCGUGCUGGCUGGGGUAAGUCUUGGGUUGGGUCUCCUUGCUCUGGGAACGCUGUGGAAAUUUGGACCAAGAUUGCGUGAGAAGAGCAAGGAAAAUGAGAAGCAGCCAACGAGUUCGAGUUCGUAA
Messenger RNA from Penicillium brevicompactum, 1434 nucleotides. RefSeq lists its product as uncharacterized. Gene Ontology annotation, molecular function: transmembrane transporter activity. Gene Ontology annotation, biological process: transmembrane transport. NCBI's taxonomy places the organism in Eukaryota, Fungi, Ascomycota, Eurotiomycetes, Eurotiales, Aspergillaceae. The transcript has 2 exons. The record is from RefSeq and is a predicted model, not a curated record. The coding region runs from base 1 to 1434 and encodes 477 amino acids.